Girardinichthys multiradiatus is the source of this 2886-nucleotide messenger RNA. RefSeq names its product interferon regulatory factor 2-binding protein 1-like. Gene Ontology annotation, molecular function: transcription corepressor activity. Gene Ontology annotation, biological process: regulation of transcription by RNA polymerase II. Bases 271 to 2040 code for a protein of 589 amino acids. The transcript is spliced from 2 exons. The record is from RefSeq and is a predicted model, not a curated record. Gene Ontology annotation, cellular component: nucleus. Lineage: Eukaryota; Metazoa; Chordata; Actinopteri; Cyprinodontiformes; Goodeidae.
GCUCAAGCCGCGUAGGUGUUUCCGGUGUCUAGUAACAUUUUACUUCCUUCCACACAGGCCGACACGAACAAACCGAAAAAGAAGACGUCGCUAACAGUUAACCAUUGUCGCCAGAAAUUGACUUCCGAGCUUAGUUUGUCUUGUAUUUCUGUCGGGUAAAGCGUGGCAUGUGGCGCUCGGUGUCCGAGGACUGAGACUUAGCAGAGAACCGCUGAUUGUAACGUGUCGGUCUCCGAAGGAAGAAAGUUUAGUGUCGGGCCUGUAAACAACAUGUCCUCCGCCUCGCAGCCUUCCUCCAGACGGCAGUGGUGCUACCUCUGCGAUCUGCCGAAGAUGCCGUGGGCCAUGCUGUGGGAGUUCAGCGAAGCGGUGUGCCGGGGAUGUGUCAACUAUGACGGCGCGGACCGGAUCGAGCUGCUGAUUGAAACGGCGCGGCAGCUCAAGAGCACGCACGGGGUGUUAGACGGCAGGUCUCCCGGACCCCAGCAGAGCAAACCCGGCUCGGUGGGGACCGUUGAAGCGGGGCGGCAGCAUGGUGAGCGCGUAGACAGGGGGAGGGUGGAAUAUGGGGUGUCUUCUCGGCUCCCUAACGGCCUGCACCGGGCUGAGGACGUGGCUAUGUCAGAGGGAAGCCGUCAGAGCCCGAACACCCGCCGUGCUGUAGCCGGUGCUGUUCCCGGGCUCCAUAGCACCAUAUCUCACGCCUUGAUUGCUCAGGGGUUGGUGGCAGGUCCUCAUGGGCUUUUAGCCCCGUUAUCAGGCUCCCGAAUAGCCAGCACCCCAAUCGCAGUCUCAGCUGGGCCCAUCAUGGGUGAAAGCGGCAGAAGGCAGGCGGUGUCUCUGGGUGUGGGUGCCAGCACCUCUGCCCUUGUGGAUAUAGUUCCAGCAGUGUGGAGGAACAAUGAGGUGAUGGUUGAACUGAACGAGGUGGCCAGAAACAGAAUGGAGGGCUGGCCAAACCGACCCAAAGCAGUCCGAGAUGUGCUUGUGGCUCUGAGCAACUCUAUCCCCUUUAAUGUCCGCUUCAGGAAAGAUCAUAACAUCCAGGGUCGAGUCCUGGCUUUUGAUGCUGGCACAACUCCAGAAUUUGAGCUGAAGGUUUUUGUCGAGUAUCCUGUGGGCUCCGGGAUAAUCUUCUCAGGCAUCCCAGACCUGGUCAGACAGAUGUUCAGGGAUUCAGCUAAAGAUGCAGGUAAAGCUGUGAACUCUGGGUUGCGAUAUGUGGAAUAUGAGAAGCGGCAGGGCACUGGAGACUGGCGAGGACUGUCUGAGCUCCUGAAUGACAGUGUGCGGAUGUUUAAAGAACCUCCAAUCCCAGAGGUCCUGCCACAGCCAGAUCCAGUACUGUCGCUGGCAGCAGCGGGUCGCCCAGGUCCAACAAAGAGCACGACCAGACGCCGCAAAGCUUCUCCUGGCUCUGAAAAUGGGGAGAGUGAUGGGAGACCCGAUCACCCAGCAAGGGAAACUUGGCCCCGAGGUGCCUACACAGAUCCUAUUCCUGGCAUGGCUGCUCCCCAGGAAGGUCCACCACGUCUCCACAGCCAGCCGUCACCCAUCUCAGCUCUUAUGGGAGUCACAGAUAGCGUGAGCUCCAGUCAGAUGCCCAGAGACAGCCCAGGCAUGUCUGCAACUCACUCCUCCGCAGCUGGCCGCUCCACCAGCAGCAGCCCCUCCACCGCCUCCACCUCAGCCUCCCAGGCAGCCAUGGGGCAGGGAAUGAGUGCAGUUGGGCCGAGCAGCAAUGCCAGCACUGGGGAAAGCACGAGCAGCACGCAGGGUACCCUGCUCUGCUGCACCCUCUGUAGGGAGCGCCUGGAGGACACACACUUUGUCCAGUGUCCCUCUGUCCCUCACCACAAGUUCUGUUUUCCCUGCACGCGGGCAUUCAUCCGCAGCCAGGGUCAAGGAGGGGAGGUGUACUGCCCGAGCGGGGAGCGCUGUCCCCUGGCUGGAUCCACCGUGCCUUGGGCCUUCAUGCAGGGGGAGAUCUCGACCAUCCUGGCUGGAGAUGGAGAUGUGACAGUAAAGAAGGAAGAGUGACCCCUGAUGUCUUCGACCUGUUAUGGUGAAUGGGGAUCAAACACUUUGAAAGCACUUCCCUUUUAUCUCGAGCAGAGGUCCACUUCGGCUGCAUUUCAUCAUGUGUGCCUCCAUAAGCAGAGUAAGUCAGAAGCCCCAGGAGGAUAAACUACGCCAGGAUCAGUUAGUAAAGACAGGAAAACUCACCGGUGAGGUGGAGGAAGCUGAGCUUGUGUGUCGAGGCUCGGAUCAGCCGCUCUUCCUCGCGCCAUGCGGCUGAGGCCUCGUUUCAAACAGCCCAGGACAGAAAGCACAUGUUUGUCUGACAAUCUGAUUUGUGUUUUUGUUUUUGGUUUGUUAUAAAUGUUGCAUUAUGUAUUAAACGGAUGCAGGGCAGCGAUAUUGAUUGACCGCUUGGCAAAAGUAAUGCAAUUCUUUGAAAAAAAUGAAUGUUGAACACAAAAACCCAUUUGGUCCUUAAAGCCAAGGAACGCAAAAAUGUAACCCCACAUUAUGUCUCGUAGAUAUUCCUCUGUUAUAUGUUUCAAAUGUGAACUUCCUUUCAAUAUGGCUAUGUAAUUUCUAUUUUUGAUACAAUACAAAUUUCUAUGUAUUUGUUUAUAGUGAUAAGAAGACCAAAGAUGGCUUCAUGCUCAGUGUAAUUUUACUGUAGCCGUGUAUGCUGUAUCCACUGAUAACCUUGGCAUCAGUCACUAAUUAGUCCAACUAUCACAGAUGUAUGCUUGUUUUGUCUAUUUACGUUUUGAAUUCUAUGUAUAGUAAAAUAAUUAGCAUCACAUCGAAUGGUUAACCAACACACUUAUGUGAUCUGAACAGGUCAAUUCUACAAUAAACGACUAAAUAGUC